AUGGCGUUCCGCCGCGAGGUGUCUCCGCUGGAUAAGCUAGUGCUUAAAUUUAUCUCCAAGGCGCCGCGACAGCUAGACGUGAUUAUUAAUGAAAAAACGUUAGAACGUGCCCACCGCAUUGGAAAGCCGACCAAGUCGCGCACGCACAAGGUCAAGCAGGAAGUUAUCCGAGCACUACUGCGGGGAGGAAGAGUCGGCGACGACACGCUGCCUCAAAGUUUCUUUCAUUCCAGCAUGACACGCAUUGAGAUAAUUGGAGCUAAAAUUUCAGCCGUGUUUGUGGAGAUGCUGUCUCAGGCGUGCCCCAAAUUGCACUCGGUUAAUUUUUCGGGCUGUUUUCGACUUACGGAUGAUGCAAUUGAGACUCUUUUAAAAAAUUGUCCAGAAAUCAAGGACCUGAACAUUGAAAAUUGUCGCAAGUUGACGGACGCCUCAUUAGAUCAUCUACGUAAACUUGCACCGAAACUGCAGGGCCUGGAUAUUGGUGGCAACUUCAACAUGACGAUUUCAGGCAUUACAAAGCUAAUUGAAAGACAUCCAAAUCAUUCCAAGUUUACGAAAGUUCACCUGUCAGGCCACCCUGUGACAGAUCAAACUAUCAAGGCUAUUAUGGUUAAAUGCCGGAAGUUGCAUAGCCUCAGUGUUGGCUACUGUGCCAUUACUGACGAAGCUCUGAUUGCUUUAUUAAAAAAGCGCGAGUCCGUAUCGCGUCUGUGCUUACAUUGGAAUGUCGCGAUCACCAACCAAUUGCUUCGUUUUCUUGGGUCAGAAGCCCGAAACUUGCAGGAAUUAAAUUUAUGCGGCGUGAAGAGCGUCUCGGCCGACGCUAUUCUGGCAACAAUUCAUGCAAAAAUGGGUGGUAGAAACGAAUUGCUUGAUUCUUCGGCACCCCAGUCUGGUACUGGUCAAAAUCUCGAGCCGGAGCGAAAGCGGCUCAAAAAAAUUGAUUUUCGGUACACUAGUAUCACAAAGGAAGCGGCUGCAGCUGUCAAAGAUCGGUAUCCUGAGCUUCAAGUGACAUUUUAG
Molecule: messenger RNA, 1026 nt
Organism: Plasmopara halstedii
Lineage: Eukaryota; Oomycota; Peronosporomycetes; Peronosporales; Peronosporaceae
Product: Leucine rich repeat proteins, some proteins contain F-box
Exons: 8
Coding region: 1-1026 (341 amino acids)
Biological process (GO): SCF-dependent proteasomal ubiquitin-dependent protein catabolic process
Cellular component (GO): SCF ubiquitin ligase complex
Molecular function (GO): protein binding
Source: RefSeq, a predicted model, not a curated record